CUCUCUUACCUGCACCCCCCCAGCUCUCCCCACCCUUUGUAUCGAACAACCCCAUCGACACAAUCGUCUCCCAUUUCCUCUUGCGUACACCCCCCAAAUUCCUCCCCUUCAUCCUCCCAUGCCCUUAGUGCACACCCCCUCCUCUCUUGCCUUCCAUCUCACACACACACGCCCUGCUCUGGAUCUCGGGGCAUCCCCCAGCCCCCCUCGGGUGUUGGGAGUAUUCCUGCACCCCCCACACCACAGGGCUGCUCCUGGAUGGGACAGGGCAGGGGACUGGAGUCCAGCUGCAGAGAAGGACCAAACUGUUCUCUGCUGUGGGAAACUGAGGCACGGGAAAUGUCUGAGCAGCUGGCAGGUCAGUGCCACCAGCUCCACACCUGCCCUGCUCACCUUGCAAGGGCUGGGCCUGGCUCCAUCCUGUGGCAGGUGAUGCACUCUUUGCAGGGAAUGUGUGUGUUCAUUGACAGCACAAUAUUCCCUGGCUUAGAGGGAAUCCUCCAGGAGGAGACCCAAGCAGGAGCAACACCCAUGAAGCCACAGCUGUGGUCAACCCGAAAGCACCAGGGAAAACUGACCCACCCCAGUGUUGAGAGACCCUCGGUGGGACUCCCUCCCAUGUUCCAAAUCUUAUAUAGGGAGGCUGUAAAUUACAUUCUCCCCCACCAUGUCCCCAGAGCACUGUGACCAGGGGACCCAAAAAAGAGGAGAGACCAGGCUGAGAAGGGAUUCUGGCUUCCCACGCUGUCAGAGCAGCGCGAGGCUGCUGUCACCUCACAUCCUGUGUCAGCCCUGGCUCACACCGGGGAACGCUGGCGGUUUUCCUCAGCCCCACCACAGCCUUCAGCCUCGCUGAGGAGCCUCUGCUCCCGUUUCCAUCCCGCCUUCCCCCUCCGCGGCCUCGGUGGCUGUGGCCCAGGGCAGAACAAUGCCUGGUCCAAGGCUCCGUGCAGCCCCGUCCCCCAGGCAGCCCUUUGCCAAGUGGGAAAUCCGGGGCAGAGUAACCUACUUUCUGUGCUCACAAGGAGCUUCUGUCCCAGCCAAGCAAGGUGCUGAGCACAGCGCUGCCCUCCCGGGGCUCCAUGUCCCGCUGGGCUGCUCUGGGGAUGGGAGAGGCAGGGAUGCUGGUGGGACCCUCGUGGGGCGCAUCCCUGCCGCCCCCCGCCAUGCCCACCGCCCUUCGGCUGCUCUGCGGGGUGGUGGUGCCCGCUGCCCUGCUCUGCGCAGAGCCCCUGCCCCGCCUCGCCUUCCCCAGCGCCAGGACAACAUCUCCCAUUACGACAUCUUCCUCCUGGACGAGAGCGAGGAGGAGCUGUACGUGGGGGCACGCGACUGGCUGCUGGCCCUCGCUGUUGGCACCCCCGGCAGCAUCCGUGCCAAAGCCUCGAUAAUGUGGGGAGCCACAGAUGAGAAAACCUCUGAAUGUGCUUUUAAGAAGAAGAGCCAAGAGACUGAGUGCUUCAACUUCAUCCGAGUCCUGGUGGCCCUGAACCAGACCCACCUCUACGUCUGUGGGACCUACGCCUUCAGCCCCGCGUGCACCUACAUUCACCUGGAAAACUUCACACUGGUGCCCAGUGGCAGAGGACAGCCCUUCCUGGACGGGAAGGGCCAGUGCCCCUUCGAUCCCAAGCACACUUACACGGCCCUGCUGGUGGAUGGGGAGCUCUACGCUGGCACCAUGAACAACUUCCAGGGCAACGAGCCCAUCAUCUCCCGCUCGCUGGGCACCCGCACGCUGCUCAAGACCGACGCCUUCCUCCGCUGGCUCUCGGCCGACGCCGCCUUCGUGGCCUCCUUCAGCAUACCUGAGGACGACAAGGUCUACUUCUUCUUCGAGGAGACAGCGGACGAGUUCGACUUCUUUGAGAAGCUCCUGGUGCCACGGGUGGCCCGUGUCUGCAAGAGCGAUGUAGGGGGGGAAAAGUUGCUGCAGAAGAAGUGGACAACAUUCCUGAAGGCACAGCUGGUGUGCUCCCAGACUGGCCACUUCCCCUUCAACGUCAUCCACCACACCUUCGCCCUGCUCCGCCACGACGGCCGCGCCGACUUCUACGCAGUGUUCACCUCGCAGUGGCAGGCAGGCAGGGCGGGCAGCGCCGCCGUCUGUGCCUACAGACAGGAGGAUCUGGAGAAGGUCUUCGAGGGCAAGUACAAGGAGCUGAACAAGGAGAGCUCUCGCUGGACUGUCUACAGUGGCCCUGACAUGAGUCCCCGGCCUGGCAGUUGCUCCAUGGGUGCCUCCUCGGACAAAGCCCUCUCCUUCAUGAAGGACCAUUUCCUGAUGGACGGGAAGGUGUCCCCCAUGCGGGGACAGCCUCUCCUGGUGAAGUCAGAUGUCACCUACACGCGCAUCACCGUGCACGAGACCCGCGGCGUGUCGGGGACCACGUAUCGUGUCAUGUUCCUGGCCACAGCUGAUGGUCUCCUGCACAAGGCAGUGGAGCUGUCUGGGGGUGCCCACAUCGUGGAGAGCAUCCAGCUCUUCGCAAGGCCAGAGCCGGUGAAGAACCUGCUGCUGGCACCAGGGAAGGGCAUCCUCUACGUGGGCUACUCCAGAGGCGUCCUGCAGGUCCCGCUGGCCAACUGCAGCCUGCACCGGAGCUGCGCUGAGUGCGUGCUGGCACGGGACCCUUACUGCGCCUGGCACAGCCCCGAGGGCUCCUGCCUGCCCGCCCACCUCGCCACCGAGAGCAGGAGUGCGUGGCUGCAGGACAUCGAGACAGGGAGCCCGGGCACCUUGUGCCAGCGUGGGAGGAGCGCAGCCAUGCCCCGAUCCUGGGGGGCACCGGAGGAUCCCGCCGUACAGGGGCUCAGCCCCCGGCUGAACGCCGUGGUGCCCCUGCCGUGCCCCCGCCGCUCUGCGCUGGCCACCUACAGCUGGCAGCAGCCCAGCGGUGCCCGGGGGCACACGGUGCUGCAGCCUGACCACACGCUGGUGGUCAUCGUGCAGCGGGGCACGGCCGGCACCUACACGUGCCAGGCCACGGAGAACGGCUACACCUGGACCGUGGCGCAGUACCAGCUGCGGGAUUUUGGCGGGGACGGGAUGGACAGGGGCACCCCCCGGUCCUACUGGCUGGAGUUUGUCACGGUGACGGUGCUGCUGGCCGUGACGCUGACCGUGGCCGCCUGCCUGGCCCUCCUCACCUACCGGGACCAGCUCCGGGCUCGCAGCAAGGUGAGGGGCUGCAGCACCCCCCACAGCCCCCCGGCCCGCCCCCGGGAGAAGGUGCCCCUCAACGGGGGCACCGGAGAGCCCCCGGCACCUGGAGCUGCCACGGAGGAAGAGGAGGAGGAUGAAGGAUCCCAGGCUUGCUGCCUGCAGCUCGAUGGGGACAUCGAUGUCGACAACAACCGGCUCCAUGUGCCAGCAGGGGACAGAGCGUGACGCUGCCAGCGGGUCAGGGAGACCCUGGGGAGGGGGUGUGGGGAGGGGGGUGAAUGUGAAGGGGUUUUGGUUUUGUUUUAUUUAAUACACCUGUUUUAACCUAAGGCUCACAUCCUGGGGCUGAGGGUGGAAUGGGGGCGUGGGUGGGACAAGAGGAUGGGAUGGGGAGUGAGUGGAGGGUGAAAGAAGGUCAUGGGGACGGCACAAAGGAGAAAUGUCCCCGUGGGACGGGGCUGGCUGGAAAUGGUGGACACUGACACCGGUAUUACCCCAGGGAACAAACCCACGUUCCAUAAAAACCUCCCCAAGGGCCAAGCUGUGCCCAGUGGGCUCCAUCAGCCAGGCCCGUGGGCACCCCCCAGCACUGCCACCUCCCCUGGGUGCUGCUGUGUGACCCCAAGUGGCAGAGCCCCCUUGUCCCUGUGUCCCCCACCCCGUGUCCCACGCCUUGGGUCUGCCCCUGGAAAGCCAAACCAGCUGUACAGUGCCCUGCUCUGCUUUUUUAUUAAAAAAGGAAAAAUCAA
Taeniopygia guttata (zebra finch) is the source of this 3915-nucleotide messenger RNA. RefSeq names its product semaphorin 4A (gene SEMA4A). The record is from RefSeq and is a predicted model, not a curated record. Gene Ontology annotation, molecular function: semaphorin receptor binding; chemorepellent activity. Lineage: Eukaryota; Metazoa; Chordata; Aves; Passeriformes; Estrildidae. Gene Ontology annotation, biological process: neural crest cell migration; semaphorin-plexin signaling pathway; negative chemotaxis. Gene Ontology annotation, cellular component: plasma membrane.